Molecule: messenger RNA, 327 nt
Organism: Funneliformis mosseae
Lineage: Eukaryota; Fungi; Glomeromycota; Glomeromycetes; Glomerales; Glomeraceae
Source: the annotation of a GenBank genome assembly
AUGGAAUUGAAGGAGGAGCUGCAUAGAAUAUUCAUCUUCUUUCAAAUUCAGAAUCAGCUAAUUAUUAAAAAAUAUUUGUCUAAACGUCCUAGUGGUGCUUCUAAAAAUUUCUAUUUAUAUAUUAAUCCACUUUGUAGAACUUUUAUUUGUCUUUUAACAAACCAUUCUGGUCAUAAAACUGUUGCUCAAAUUCUUCAGGAUGCUAAUAUUUCAGAAGAUGUUAUAAUGGGAGUAACAGGUCAUAAAAGUAUUCAAGGUGUUUGUGCAUAUAAAGAAGUGAAUAAAAAACAACAUCUUGUUGCUAUGGAUACUUUAAUUAAUGCUUAG